Entamoeba nuttalli P19 is the source of this 333-nucleotide messenger RNA. RefSeq lists its product as hypothetical. The record is from RefSeq and is a predicted model, not a curated record. Lineage: Eukaryota; Evosea; Mastigamoebida; Endamoebidae. Gene Ontology annotation, molecular function: toxic substance binding. Bases 1 to 333 code for a protein of 110 amino acids. The transcript has a single exon.
AUGGAUUCUAAAAGAGGAAUUCCAGGAUAUUCACUAUUCAAAAUAUCAUUUGUCACUUUCCUAGUAAUUUUAUCAGUUAUAGCAACUAUACUUUAUUCUAUUUUAUAUCUCUUUAUGAAAUUAUAUAAAAAUGAUGAAGACCAUUUUUAUAUUAAUAGUUUUAUUAUGAUUAUCUUAUUAAAUUUUUAUAACAAUCCAUUCAAUAUUCUUCGAUUCUUCUUUAAUGCUGAUUGGAUAUCAUGUAUUGAUACUUGUAUAUAUACUAUAUAUCAAAUUGUUUUAAUUUCAUUUAUCUUUUUACAUAUCGACCAUUCGAGAAAUGUUUGUUGUUAA